This is a messenger RNA of Numida meleagris (helmeted guineafowl), 3559 nucleotides long. RefSeq names its product secernin 1 (gene SCRN1). NCBI's taxonomy places the organism in Eukaryota, Metazoa, Chordata, Aves, Galliformes, Numididae. Gene Ontology annotation, molecular function: cysteine-type exopeptidase activity; dipeptidase activity. The record is from RefSeq and is a predicted model, not a curated record. Bases 1572 to 2816 code for a protein of 414 amino acids. The transcript is spliced from 9 exons. Gene Ontology annotation, biological process: proteolysis.
UUUUUUGUUACUAAUGAAGUUGCAACUUCUGGUCUCCAUGGUGUCUAAAGCUUACCCAUAAUUUCUGAACCCACGCAGUCUCAUGGAUCCACGUUGCUUGAGGUGGUGAGAAGAAAUUACUGUCUCUGUAUACGGUUCCAGAAUUUAUCCUUCUAAAUUUUAUUCCCAUAUGAAGUCCUGUAUAAAGAACCUGUCUGCCUUUUUGUCUUUCCUUUGUCAUAUUGAACUAGAUCUACUGGUCUACUGAGCAGUGUGAUAUUCAAAUGUCUUGAUUCCCACCACAAAGGAGUGAGUGACUUGUACUAAUUGAAGUUGAGUGUGACUGCUGCUCCUGUGACUUUUGUGGUGAUUCAUUCUGCAGAUCUGUUAAGCUGGCGUGGACCAUGUUAAUGAUUCUGGCUACUGAAAAGAGAUAGGAACUGCUUUAGUAGGGGGACUGGGCUAGAUGAUCUCAAGAGGUACUUUCCAAACCAUAUGAUUCUGUGAAGUGUCCCGAGGAAUCCAGCUCUGACCACAGAAUUGCUGCCACCCAUGAUGUGCACCCUACUGCUGCACAUCAUGACAAGGAACUUGUCAGCAUUACGUUCUGCUUGCUGAAAGCAUAAAACCUGUGAUAGGAGACAAUAGUGAGAAUAAACCUCUUAAUCUUGGGCAUUAUGAUCUUCUAUAGAUUUCUGUAUUUUCUGUGCCUUCCCCAGAUUCUACACUGCUACACAAGCCUCCUCGCAUCUUUGCUUCUUCCCACUCUUAGGCUGGAAAGCUCUAGUUGUUAAUGCUCUUUGUUCUGCCAUUUGCCUCAUCCUUGUCUUUCUGUCCUUCUUUCCAGCUGCCUUUCAGCCUUUCCAUUCUCCUACCAAAUAUGGCAGCCCCUUCUGUGUAAUGAAGGUCUGGGCUGGAGAUGCCAUUGGCAGAGCAAUGUGGCUCCUACUGCCUCAGUCAGGGAUGGUUUGGCAGACAGGGCAAGUUAUCUGAUCCCUGUGCUGAGGAUGAGGCAGGCUGUGCCCUGUACUGAGCCUCAGAGGGAUGGAUGCUCAGGGCCGUGGAGCUGGCAGGUCCUCAGGGUUCAGUUUCUGGAGGGGUGACAGCCCACUGUGCCACGUCCCUUGAGGCCAGCCGAGAAGCCCCGAUCUCGAGGCCAUCCUCCCAUCUUCAAGUUUGGGAGCCACGCGAAGGGCGAGGACGUGUGGGCCACUCUGUGCCCAAGCACACCCAGCGCGGCCAACUCUUCCAGGCGCCAUUUUCACGGCCUCUCCGUGGCGCUGGCGGGAUCCCCGGGGGCGGCCGCGAGGAGCCGCUGCGCUCCCUCACACGGGGGCGUGGGGAGACCGCCGUUACCACAGGGCCGGCGCUGAGGGCAGAACCGAGAGCGCUGGCCGCCGUGGCAGCGGGACUGCGAAGCGCGGAGCCCAGCCCGCUGCGGGGCCGCACAACCGCCGCGUCCUCCGCAGUCGCCGCAGUCGGCCGGGACUCGCCGCGCGGAGCGGUUCGGGCGGCGGCUGCGCGCGCAGGGAAGGGGGGAGACCGUCAGGGGCCGUCGCUAUCGCCAGGUUGAGGUGGAGCGGAGCGCCAGGAUGGCCGAAGCUCCUCCAAGUUACUGUUUUGUAGCCUUUCCCCCAUGUUCCAAAGAUGGGCUGGUGGUGUUUGGAAAGAACUCUGCACGGCCUAGGGAUGAAGUACAAGAGGUGGUCUACUUUGCUGCUGCAACUCACGAUCCGGGAAGUAAAGUUGAGUGCACAUAUAUUGAGAUUGAGCAGGUGCCGAAGACUCAUGCUGUUGUGCUGAGCAGGCCUUCCUGGCUUUGGGGAGCAGAAAUGGGAGCCAAUGAGCAUGGAGUCUGUGUGGCUAACGAAGCUGUCGUGACCAGAGAACCAGCUUCCGAAUCUGAAGCCCUGCUUGGAAUGGACCUUGUCAGGCUUGGCCUGGAAAGAGGUUCAACGGCCAAAGAAGCCUUGGAUGUAAUAGUUGCUUUAUUGGAAGAGCAUGGGCAAGGAGGAAAUUACUAUGAAGACGCGAGUUCAUGCCAUGCUUUCCAAAGUGCAUUUUUGAUUGUGGACAGAAAUGAAGCCUGGGUACUGGAGACAUCUGGAAAGUACUGGGCAGCUGAAAAAAUCACAGAGGGGGUGAAAUGCAUUUGCAAUCAGCUUUCACUAACUACAAAAAUUGAUGCUGAGCAUCCUGAACUAAGGGAUUACGUGAGAAGUCAAGGCUGGUGGAAUGGAGACACAGACUUCAAUUUUUCUGAAGUGUUUUCUGUUGCUGAUGACCAUUUAGCCUGUUGUUCUGGCAGGGAGAGCCUGGAAAAGCAAAGUGGUGAAGUUUCUGCACAAACUAUGAUUGAUGUCCUGCGUGACAAGGAUAGUGGUGUCUGUGUGGACUCUGAAUCUUUCCUUACUACAGCUAGCAUAGUGUCUGUUCUGCCUCAGGACCCUAGUUUUCCCUGCGUUCAUUACUUCACUGGCACGCCAGACCCUUCAAGGUCUGUAUUUAAGCCUUUUAUUUUUGUUGAUGAUGUAAAAUUAGUACCAAAAGUACAGUCCCCUUCUUUUGGCGAUGAUGAUCCUGCUAAAAAGAUACCUCGAUUCCAGGAGAAACCCGAUCGCAGGCAUGAAUUGUACAAGGCACAUGAAUGGGCCCGGUCUCUCCUCGAGAGUGAUCAGGAUAAGGGCCAGAAACUGAUGAGGAUUAUGUUAGACCUCGAAAAACAAGGCUUAGAAGCAAUGGAAGAUAUCCUUACUCGUACAGAGAUUCUGGAUCCCGCUGAAGUAGUAGAUCUUUUCUAUGACUGUGUUGACACAGAACUAAAGUUCUUCAAAUGAACUACAGUGGCUACUGUUAGCCUUUUCACAGGAAGACUGCAAAGUUCUUCAAGCCUUGAAAGAAAGUCUUCACACUUGUGAAUUUGCAGGAAAGACAUUUCUAGAGGGAAAAAAAUGUUACUUGCUAGCUAUAUCUGGUUAACAAAUUGCUUUCCUUUGUCCAAUCUUGUGGUGUUCCUGUUUGUGUAUGUAUAUAGUGAAAGGAGAAAAUCACUGACUGGUCCAAUUACUGUGUGCAUGCUGGCUAAUUUAGUACAGAAUGUUUAAAUAUGUAUGUUGGGCAACAAAUUAAAGCAAAGAUUAACUUCAUCAGGAUAACUACCAUAUUGUCAUUGAAAGCAAUCUGUUUUUUUUUUCCUCUGCUGCUCAGGUCUAGGCUUGCAGCAAAGCUGUCUUGCAUUUUUCUCUAUUUGCUAAUUCAUACAAAGAAUAAUAGAGUUGAAAUCCCAGUUUUGAGGGGACAGGAAGGUAAGUCCUGUUUCUUGACCUUGCUGUACCAGUCUCAUUUUGGCAGAUCUGGUUACAGAGACUCAGCAUCUGACAUUAUGCCUGUGCAAAUGACCAGAAUUAUGUCCCCCAGGAUAAGUUUUGUCUUCAUCUGCUACCCUGAGUGUUUGUAAUGCACCUGGCUAUUGCUCUAGUGCUGAAUACUGCAAUGCAGAGCCAGGCUGAAUGCUGAAGACAUCUGAACAUACCCUAUUGACUCUUAAGACAAUUAAUAAAAGGAUGUAUUUGUAUACAAA